Messenger RNA from Malassezia globosa CBS 7966, 1572 nucleotides. RefSeq lists its product as uncharacterized. The record is from RefSeq and is a predicted model, not a curated record. The transcript has a single exon. The coding region runs from base 1 to 1572 and encodes 523 amino acids. Lineage: Eukaryota; Fungi; Basidiomycota; Malasseziomycetes; Malasseziales; Malasseziaceae.
AUGGGCAAAAGCUCGAAUCCUCACCAGCGUGGCCGUGGCCGUGGUCAUGGUCGCGGUCGCGGUCGCGGUGGUAGUCGCGGCCGUGGUGGUCUCGGGAAUAGACAUCUAGACUCAAAAACCUCGCGUCGCAGAGGCGCAAGUUUACCCUUUGACUUGGCGAGUAUAUUUGGUGGCAAAGAUACAGCCGCCUUCUUCGAGAUAGACCAAGAAAUGGAUAAGCCGAAACAGCCUCCGAGCUCAAAACACCGCGUCUCUGGAAGAAGCAUCGCUUCAAGGGGUGGCAAGCGUGGGGCAAACCGUGCUGUGACGUCACAUAACCAUGUUCCCUUUAAUUAUAGUGCGCCGCAGAGCAAGCCUCCCUUACCGGAAGAAGCAAAUGCAACACUCUUCGCUUCAUAUGAACAAGACGAUGGAAAGCUGAAUACGAAUUCUGGGCGUAUAAAGAGCGAAAGAAUGAACAAGAAGGUGAAGAGCGUUCCAGAACACGAUGAUGACAAUAACGAUGAGGAAGAAGACGAAGAGGAAGACGACGAUAUUGUUAUCGAGCCGCAUAAGAGAAAUAAAGGGAGCAUUCCGCACCGACGUAAACUGGAAGGGCUAGUUGUAAAUGACUUACAACAAAUCGUUCAGAAGAGAGAGUACAACGUGCAUGCAAUGAUGAAACAUGCCAACCCUCUCCUCCGUCCUAUCCUUUUCGUCAAAGCGUCAGGAAUCUACGACAAGACUUCAUUACUCGAACCUAACAACUUUGAUUCUCUAAUCUCAAACGAAAAUAUGGAGACGCAAACAGGGUCUCCAAAGUCUGAUAGAUCUCAAUCACAAUCGAAGGCCCAGUCUCUGGCAUCCCAAAAUGAAAGGCGAACACAAAAUCCUCAAGCACCACACGACAACAUACGUGAUGAAAAGGAAGAAAUCCUAUCGAAACAAGAGCCCAUUCACACGGAUAAGCAAACAAGCAAUGAUGAUGAAGAAUUUCUGUCAUUUAAGCUCGCAGACCAGAUUCUUGAGAGUAGCUCUGACCGCAAGCCCAUAUCUGAGCAAGAUGAGAUCCUGGCAGAUUGGAUGGAAAAUGCUAUGCUUUCAGGACCAGAGCUUGUUCCCCUACCUACGAUGGCGGGCAUUUCAGAUCCAUUUGGCGAUCACACGACAUUAGAGGACAUUGCUAUUGAUGCACAUGAACGAGAAAGAGAUGCAUGGCAAAGUGAUAGUGAUGAUGAAAAUGAAGAUGACGACGAUGAAGAUGUUGAAAAUGUUGAGGAUGAGACGGAGCAAGAUCUGGAGCACGGAUUAGACGACAGUAUGGCUGAUAACGAACUGGAAGAAAAUGUGGAUGGCGUAGAAGAAGCUGAGGAAUUCGAGGAAGAUGAUGCCUCUGAAGAGAUCUUUGAAGAAGAAUUGCAUGCUUUAUUGCUUAGUGGAUUGGGCAAAGAUAUUCCUCGGGAUAGUAAACAGUCCGAUGAGGAUGAAAACUUUCUUCAAGUUCUUCGAGGCUCGUUCCCUGACGAGGACGUGGGUUUUUCAUCCACUAUUGGUCAAGUGCCUAAGAAAAGUACGUUCGCUUUGAUGUACUAA